Molecule: messenger RNA, 2211 nt
Organism: Aethina tumida (small hive beetle)
Lineage: Eukaryota; Metazoa; Arthropoda; Insecta; Coleoptera; Nitidulidae
Gene: Dcps
Product: m7GpppX diphosphatase
Exons: 4
Coding region: 110-1105 (331 amino acids)
Biological process (GO): deadenylation-dependent decapping of nuclear-transcribed mRNA
Cellular component (GO): nucleus; P-body
Molecular function (GO): hydrolase activity; RNA 7-methylguanosine cap binding
Source: RefSeq, a predicted model, not a curated record
CCACCAAAUCUGACUCACGUUACAAUAAUACGCACACACUAUUAGAAUCAUUUAUACAUCCGACACGCACAGAGUAUAUUACAAAAUCAUAAAGGCCGGGUAAAUAAAAAUGGAGUCUGUUCAAAGUGAAAACGCAUGUUCGCCAGCCAAAAAGUUAAAAGUGGAUGACUGUGUGAAAGAAUACGUGCAUGACGAUAUUAAAGACUUAUCGGAGUUUAAAUUAGACAAAAUCAUUAACAACAAUACCAACAGAAAAAGUGUAUGCUUAAAAGGAACUUUUGCUUCAAAAACGGGUGAUGCCCUAGUACUUUUAGAGAAAACUGCUUUUGCAGAAGAAAGUUUACUAAAAGACAACAGUUACUUCUCCAAAGAUUGUUCUUUAGAAAAAAUAUUUCAUAAUGAUAUUUAUGGCGAUUACAGAUAUUUUCCCAAAGUGGAGCUAAAUGGGAUUAAAGCCACAAUCAUUCAUCCCGCAACCGAGAAGCAUAUUGUAAAAUUCUCAGCACAAAAAUUAUAUAUUGUUGAUGAGACUCCUAAAAUAUAUAACGAAAUUGUCCAACCAUUUUUGAUGAAAGAACAAUUUAAUUUACAGUGGGUGUUUAAUAUUUUGGAGCAUAAAUCUGAAGCAGACAGGAUUGUGUUUGAAGAUACUGAUCCAGAAACUGGUUUUGUUCUUAUACCUGAUUUAAAAUGGAGUGGUGAAUUAGAUACGUUUUACCUUUUAGCUAUUGUAAAUAAGAGGAAUAUUAAAUCACUUCGUGAUCUUACUCCAGAACACCUUCCUUUGUUAAAAAAUAUUCAAGAAAAAGCAUGUAAAAUCAUUGAAGAAAAGUAUAAAUUGGAAGCUUCGCAACUGAGGAUAUACUUACAUUAUCAGCCAUCAUUUUAUCAUUUACAUAUUCAUUUUUGCUAUCUGAGGCAUGAAGCUCCUGGUAUAUUGGCUGAAAAAGCCCAUUUACUAAGUAAUGUAAUAAGCAAUAUUGAAAUAGCACCUGAUUACUACAAGAAGGUCACAUUGCCAUUUACUGUCAGAGAGAAUGAUAACUUAUUUACAGAACUAGUAAAGGCUGGAAUUGUUAAGAAAUUUUCUUUAAACAAUGACUAACAAAACAGAUAAGAGAUUUUAUAAUUUUCUAGUUAUAGAAAUAAGACCAAAGUUGCAAAGUGUCAAUGUUUUUAUAUCUUUACAAAAGCCUUUAGUUAACCCAAUUGUAAAAUUAAAUGAAAAUAAUUUCCAAUUUUGUAUUGGUGAUGAUAUUUAUACUGUAAAUUGCAAGGACCUAAAACUUAAAACAGGAAGCUUAACUUCACUGAGGAUCGACUCAAAUUUCCUAUCGUUUCGAUGUGCCACUGAAACUACAGAACGAAAUCAAGGUUCAUUUAACCAAGAGGUGUUGCAGAAUGUUAGUGAAAGUAUGAAACCGUCGGUAUUACCACCAGUUCUCACCAAUUCAAGCUGUGUUAUGAAAUGUGGCAAUUGUGACAAGAUCAUAUCUAAAGUAAACACAAAAUUCAAUCGAGUGUUACCAUUACCUUCAGAGAAUUCAGAUCCAUCUGACUGGUUUUGCCAUGGCCAUGGCUCAACUCAAAAAGUGAAUUUAGAUCCAGGAAGUUUUGAUGCCUUCACAUCAUGUUGUUAUGUGCAUUUAAAUAAAGGUAAUUUGGUUCAUGUACGGAUUAAUAGUAAAAUGAUGGUGUGUGAUUAUUGUUUAAAUUGGUUAGGACUGAAUUUGAAUGACAAUUCAGUCAGGUUGUGGUUCAAUACUGUUAAAUUUUUACAGAAUCAAUCAGAAGUAUUUACCAACCCUAUAACUGAUGUCUUCAUAUCCAUAAAUGAAUUAUUUCGUAACGUUUUCUUUGGCACCAUGAAAGUUAUAUUUUCUUGUCAGAUAACAGAAUCUGUAAACAAUUAUAUAUUAAUAUGGAUUUUAGAGAAACAAUUGAACAUUUUCUAUGACCACUCCAAAUUGGAGAAUCAUAAUGUUGCAAAAGUUCUUUUCAAAUUCAUAGAAGGCAGUGAUCCAUUGUUGGAAAGUUGGGAAUCUGAUCAAUUGACUCAAAGCAUUCAAAUUUCAAAACCAAUGGCCAUUGCAAUUUUACAUCAUUUACAUAAAUUUAAUAAAGUGUUUCCACCGGAGUUUAGAAAUUCCAAUUCUAUGAAUGUGUCUUAUUUGUUUAUGUACAAUUAGAAAUAUAUAUUUUUAAGAAAAA